AGUUAUAAGAGUUUCAGAUAUAUGUUUUGAUCACACCUGUUUCCCAUUUCUAUAAGUAUUAAUGUUUGAGGCUUAAGUUGCUAUGUGCUUUGUUUAUUUAGAUGGUGGGAAGGAAGUGACUGCAUCUUACAAAAAACUUGUGAGAUGGAAUCUCUAUCUAGCCGUACUAAUUUUACUAUAUCUGUAUACAAGUGUGACUUUUGUGGUUGAGACCAUGUAUAAUUAUAGCUAUGCUUCACAUGUGUUAUAAAUAUUUUUGUAGGCUAAAAUUAAUAUAAACAUCUACAUGUGUUAUUAAUAGCCCCUGCAGUUCUUCCAUUUCUUCCACUUUUGAUGCUCUGUGCUAAAUGUGAUAAAGGUCAUAUACUCUGUCUGUGUAUGAAUGUACGAGGCUACCAAAGGAGGAAUUAAUGAAGUUAAUGCAAAUUUUAUGCAAGGCUAUAAAAGGCCAAGAAGAGCUUUAUGUGGGGCUGCACUCCGAUGGUGAAGUCUUACUCGCUGUUACUUUCCUUUUUACUACUUAUGAGUUAUUGUCUACUAAUAAAGCGAAGCCAUUACAAAUGGUGAUGCGUUAAAACUUUAUUAAAAGAAAUGCUCUGAGUAAUUUAUUGAAGGAUUACAUAUUAUUCUGAAACUGAACAAUUCCUUUGAGCCUCAAGAAGCCCGAACUCAGCUGAGCAGACUCUGACGGUAUGGAGGAUUCCAGGUCUUUUUGCCUCAUAUCCAGAUCUCAGAGGUAAGGGCAAAUGAAUUGUAGCUUUUGAUGAGAAUAAGGGAUGUGCAUUAGAUGUUAUAUCGAUUUCCCUCUGGAUAUGAAACUUAACAAAACGUCACAAGAUUAUCAACAAUAUCAAAAGAUUUUCUGUAACACAUGAGGUACAUCUGCAUGUCUUUAAUCUGUCAUGAUGUUCCUAAAGAUCUGACUGCAUGUUUCAGGAAGUCUUGGGGCUUUAAUACAGUCUGUGUCUUUAACCGUCUGUCAUCAUUCAGUCAGUAUGGAGAUCGGUCAACUUCCUCUUGUGCUCUUGCUGAUUUCAAACAUCCACUCUGGACACUCUGAAGAAAAACCAAAACCCAAAGUGAGCAUUAAACCUGCUCAACAUGUAUUCAGAGGAGAGACAGUCACUCUCAGAUGUGACAUUGAUGGUGAAGGAGUCACUAGCUGGCAGUACAGCUGGUAUAAAGACGGUUCAGGCAGUGUUUUCAGUGAACUACAGGAACACACAUUCAGUUCUGUUACUGAGUCUGAUGCAGGUAAAUACUCCUGUUAUGGAGCAGAGAGAGGAGGAUCACGCAGCUCAAACAUCAGUGAUGCAGUUACAUUGACAGUAUCAGGUGAGUUUGAACAUCUCUUCAUAUACACACAUUUAACAUGUUUCUUUAAUGUGUUGUAGGCCUCCUUGGCCAAUUUAUCUGAGCAUAGGUACU
Messenger RNA from Cyprinus carpio (common carp), 1428 nucleotides. RefSeq names its product B-cell receptor CD22-like. The record is from RefSeq and is a predicted model, not a curated record. Gene Ontology annotation, biological process: cell surface receptor signaling pathway. NCBI's taxonomy places the organism in Eukaryota, Metazoa, Chordata, Actinopteri, Cypriniformes, Cyprinidae. Bases 996 to 1394 code for a protein of 132 amino acids. The transcript has 3 exons. Gene Ontology annotation, molecular function: transmembrane signaling receptor activity.